CCGGUAUAGAAGGUUUGAAAAGCAGCCCGAGGGUCUGAUUACAUGACUGAUUCCAUUUCUUAUAGUUAUACGCAAGAAAUGUCCGUUUAUGCUAGACUUGAGAGGCCGCAGGGCUAUGGUUCGUUUCUCGUGUAAAUGGAUCAUGGCGAGAAUUUAUUAUUCUUUUCUGUUGCCGAAGGGGUACAUUCAAGUUAUCUCUCAAGUCCAGGGCAAAUUCCUAAUUUCACAGUCGAGUACCCUUCCUGCUAGUGCAAAGCUUUAUAUAUAUUCUGAAGUCUACAAAGCUAUAAAAGUCCUCCGAGAGCUUUCACUUGUCUGUAUUGAUUCUGGAAAGCACAAUGUGUUCUAUGACCAUGCAACCAACGCCGUUACUAUGGUCGACUUUGAGCUGAUGCAGCCUGUCGAGCCAGAACUUGUCAGUCCGCAUCUUCCAGAAAUGCAUGCUAUCUUCAGUUCGUCCAAGGGCUCGCCACUCGGGAGGAUAAGGGAGUGUCUUUUGGUUGCGCGUGCUUUACCCAGAACUAUCCAUGUCGGCUUCCGUUUAGAAGGAUUUACCUUUUAAAGCGUAAUUCGUCGGUGUGCUUAGCACCUAGUCUCAGGGUAAAUAUCUACCUAGUAUGCUGGAACUGGUCUAGCUUCCUUGCUGUAGGGGAAGCGGCAUAUGGGGAAAGCGGCAUAUGGAAGGACCCGGAACGUCUUCUGUUAAUGGUUGAUAGUGAUUGGAGUAGCUAUUUCCCGAGACGUAAAUGCCGCGUCUCCGCAAAUGGUUGUAGAGCUUAGGUGGCGCUCACUGCCAACCAGAUUCGUUGUCUUUUCCUGCC
Aspergillus welwitschiae is the source of this 821-nucleotide messenger RNA. RefSeq lists its product as uncharacterized. The coding region runs from base 89 to 562 and encodes 157 amino acids. NCBI's taxonomy places the organism in Eukaryota, Fungi, Ascomycota, Eurotiomycetes, Eurotiales, Aspergillaceae. The transcript has a single exon. The record is from RefSeq and is a predicted model, not a curated record.